AUGGACUGCAUACAGGUCGUGAGCUCGCUCUCGUACGCUGACCUGAACAGAAAAAUUACGGAGACUGGUUUCCGGAGUGGUCGGCUAGACUUUGCAGGAGUGGGUGGCUUGCAGAAUGAGCUGAUAGGACUGAUCCAGGAUCUGGAGGCCUUGACAGGGAAGCGAAGUCUGGAAACGUACGGAGGUGAGGUGGUACAAAAUCGACCGGACAUUUGGGCAGAUUGCCGGAUCUUCCCCCGGAAGGCUGCAUCCUUAUCAGUCGAUGGUCAAGUGUUCAUAUCGACCAGUCCGGAGGUCGGAGGAUAG
Aspergillus fumigatus Af293 is the source of this 306-nucleotide messenger RNA. RefSeq lists its product as uncharacterized. Lineage: Eukaryota; Fungi; Ascomycota; Eurotiomycetes; Eurotiales; Aspergillaceae. The record is from RefSeq and is a predicted model, not a curated record. The transcript is spliced from 2 exons. The coding region runs from base 1 to 306 and encodes 101 amino acids.